AUGGCCAGCUGGGCCUUGGAGCUGCUGGGCUUCUCCCUGGGCCUGCUGGGCCUAGCCGGGACGUUGGCCGCCACCAUCCUGCCCCACUGGUGGCGCUCGGCGCACGUGGGCGCCAACAUCAUCACGGCGGUGGCCUACGCGAAGGGGCUGUGGAUGGAGUGCGUGUGGCACAGCACCGGCGUCUACCAGUGCCAGGCGCACCGCUCGCAGCUGGCGCUGCCGGCCGAGCUGCGCGCCGCCCGCGCCAUGAUGGUGGCCUCGUGCCUGCUGGCCGCGCUGGCGGCCGGCGCGGCCGUGCUGGGCAUGGGCUGCACGCGCUGCGCCGAGGGCAGCCCGGCCAAGGCCUCCAUGGCGGGCGCCGGCGGCGGCGGCUUCGCGGCGGCCGGCCUGCUGUGCCUGGUGCCGGUGGCGUGGAGCACCGGCGGGGUGGUGGUGGAUUUCUACAACCCCGCGCUUCCCGCCGGGGUGAAGUAUGAGAUAGGGCAGGCUCUUUAUCUGGGCUUCGUCUCCUCGGCCUUCAGCAUCUUGGGUGGGGCCUUGCUGUGCGCGUCGUGCCUCGGCGAGCGGGCGCCGUCCAGGCCCGGGGCGCCUCCAUCCUCCGGGCCGGCCGGCGCCUCCCAGGGCGGCCACGCUCCUUCCCUGACAUCGGCGGCCCACGGCGGCUACAGGCUCAGCGACUACGUGUGA
Molecule: messenger RNA, 687 nt
Organism: Oenanthe melanoleuca
Lineage: Eukaryota; Metazoa; Chordata; Aves; Passeriformes; Muscicapidae
Gene: CLDN14
Product: claudin 14
Exons: 1
Coding region: 1-687 (228 amino acids)
Biological process (GO): cell adhesion; bicellular tight junction assembly
Cellular component (GO): bicellular tight junction; plasma membrane
Molecular function (GO): structural molecule activity
Source: RefSeq, a predicted model, not a curated record